AUGUCGGCGCGCACUCUGCGCUCGUUCUACGACGACAAAGCGUUGUCUGAAUUUUUCCCGCCCAGCAGCGAUCUUGUCCUCACGCGAAGGAAGGACGCAAACGGCGAAUCUGCUUUAGAGCGCCGCAUCAGACCGGGCCGAUGCGUCGCCCUUCGCACGUACGAUCAACACGCAAUUUUCGUGGAGAAGGGCUAUGAAGUGGUGGAUGGCAGAGUUACGAACCGGAUGCAGGUUCUCGUCGUUCAGCUGUGGACAGCGCAGCAACUUCGGGCGUAUAUUGCCAUGAACAAGGUUCUUAACGCCGACGAGGUCAGCGCAAGGCUUGACGGCGUCAAAAACAACAAGACGUGGAUUGCAGUGAACCACACCGAGUACGUCCAACCGGACCUGGUGCUAGCCGGGAUUACCGAGGAGGAGUUCAACGACAGGAUGGACCUGGACGAGCAGUCCGUCCUGCUGAUCGGCGAAGGUCCCGAGCCAGAUCUCGCUGACGACGAGCGACCCCACGAAUAUCUCUUUGUCGACCGCGCGCCCUGA
This is a messenger RNA of Peniophora sp. CBMAI 1063, 537 nucleotides long. NCBI's taxonomy places the organism in Eukaryota, Fungi, Basidiomycota, Agaricomycetes, Russulales, Peniophoraceae. The record is from the annotation of a GenBank genome assembly.